Molecule: messenger RNA, 893 nt
Organism: Gymnogyps californianus (California condor)
Lineage: Eukaryota; Metazoa; Chordata; Aves; Accipitriformes; Cathartidae
Product: DNA polymerase epsilon subunit 4-like
Exons: 6
Coding region: 1-456 (151 amino acids)
Cellular component (GO): nucleus; epsilon DNA polymerase complex
Molecular function (GO): protein heterodimerization activity
Source: RefSeq, a predicted model, not a curated record
AUGAGGGCAUCCAGGAGGCAUUUCAUGGAGUCUUUCGGUCUGAUCGACCCUUCGUCCACUACCAGGGACCAUCAAAACAGAGGGAUUGGCCUCCAGAAAAAGGCUGCCAGGAGGAGGCUGAAUGACUUUCGGAAGAAGAGUGCCAGGUUCGAGGCGGCGGGGCCGGGGGAGGAGGCGGCGGGUGCGGGGCCGCCGGGGCCGGGGCCGGCCCGCCUGGCCCGGCUGCCGCUGGCGCGGGUGAAGGCGCUGGUGAAGGCGGACCCGGACGUCAGCCUGGCCAGCCAGGAGGCCGUCUUCGUCCUGGCGCGGGCCACGGAGUUGUUUGUUGAAACAAUAGCCAAAGAUGCUUAUGUGUACGCUCAGCAAGGAAAAAGGAAAACUCUGCAGAGAAAAGACCUGGAUAAUGCCAUUGAAGCUAUUGAUGAAUUCGCUUUUUUGGAAGGUACUUUGGACUGAGCUGGACAGAGACAGAGCUCUCUGGAGGAAGAGACUGCAGAGAUGGACGUGGGGUGGAAAAUGUCGAGAGUUCGAAAAUAGUUCCUAGAAUUGAGACACUGAAAUGGCAACCGUAAUAUUUUGUAUAAAGUUGAAGUUGUUAUAAGUUCUUUAUUUAAAAUGCAUAUUUUUUCAGAAAUAUUUUGUAUGUCACGUAACUGUGCUCUGCCGCCCUGGUGCAGACUGCUCUCCAGCUUUGGCCAGGUCACACGGCAGUUGCUCAGAGUCGCGGUCCCUGCCUUGCCAGGUACUCUGCAGCGCCACAGAGCUGUGAAUGGAGAGUGGCUCGGCUCAGAUGCCCAGGGACGGUGAAUUUUUUUUUAAUGGAAAUGUAUUUUUCUUUGUAUAUGUUUGUUUCUUGGCCGAACACAAUUAAAUUUGUUGUUGUUGUUGUUGAA